Messenger RNA from Phalaenopsis equestris, 1282 nucleotides. RefSeq names its product dof zinc finger protein DOF5.7-like. Gene Ontology annotation, molecular function: DNA binding; DNA-binding transcription factor activity. Gene Ontology annotation, biological process: regulation of DNA-templated transcription. Lineage: Eukaryota; Viridiplantae; Streptophyta; Magnoliopsida; Asparagales; Orchidaceae. The transcript has a single exon. The record is from RefSeq and is a predicted model, not a curated record. Bases 128 to 1150 code for a protein of 340 amino acids.
UCCCCUUCCACUGCUUUCCCUCACUACACUCCAAGCAUAACACUGAAGCAGAGCUUUCCCCUGCAAUUUCGAUCUUCGAUUCCUCUCCACUCUUCUUCCUCCUUUCGUCUUACAACAUCACAAAAAAAUGAUUCAAGAACUCUUAUCUGCUGUUGUGGAAGAAAGGAAGCUCUCAUUCUCAGCAGAAGGUCGUCUUCUACCAAAUGAAGCUCCCUCUCCCUUCCUCUAUUCUACUUCAAUGUCCACCACAUUAUCCCCUUCUUCCUCUGCUUCCACCAUACAACUCUCAUCUUCGUCAUCACCAUCGACCGCCUCCGAGCCUCCUCAGCAAAAGCUAAGGUGCCCGCGGUGCGACUCAUCGAACACCAAAUUUUGCUACUAUAACAACUACAACCUCACCCAGCCACGCCACUUCUGCAAGACUUGCCGACGUUAUUGGACCAAAGGUGGAGCCCUCCGCAACGUCCCGAUUGGUGGCGGGUGCCGCAAGGCAAAGCCAGCACCAAUUGUAGCCGGCGGCGGUAAGUCUAGUAAUGGGACCAAGACCAACAAAUCAAUUUCUUCGCUUGAUGCUAUUGCUCGAGCCGGUUUCGGUUUGGAACCCGAGCUCUUCUCUCCAAGUCCACUUCUAUGGAGCGGGCCAGCCGCACCACCGCCGCCGGCCCCCCACACUUCCCACCUUCUCGCUCUUCUACGUGCCGGCGGAGCGGCCGGCUUUCGAGGCCUUGAACCAAAUCCUCCUCUUAGCGGGCUUAAUUCUGUUAGAAUCAAAGAGGAAGCUGGAAUUAUGGAGCCAUGGAGUCAGUUUUCAAGCACAGUUGGGAUGGGAUCUCUGUGGAAAAACGAAGGGCAGCUGCCAUAUGUACAGCUUCAGGAGAACAAUUUGUCGUCAUCAUUCGGAGAUGUGGCGGCGGCCGGGAUUCAGGAGGUUUACCAAAGGCUGAAGCAGCAGGCUUACUGCAAUGAUCAGUUGAGCAUUGCUAUGAGCAAUGGUUGGUCAUCAGCUCCUGCAGCAAUGGGUACAAGUAUUGGUGGUGGAGGGGGAAGUUCUAAUGCAGCUGUGGAUGGAGUUGAGGUUGCCAUGGGAGGUGAGUUUGGGUAUUGGAAUCCGGCCUUCUCAUCUUGGUCUGAUAUGUCCAGUACAAGUUAACCUGAAUCAUUGAUGAUUCAAAUUAUGGUUAAUUAAGAUUUUGUGGGUCUUUUUUUGGCUUUGGUUUGCGUUAGUGUUGGAGUAAAUUAUGAUUAGUUGUUUGUUGCUUUGUAGUUUGAUAUUCUUCUUCUU